AUGAUCAUUUGGGUUCAACUCCCCGAGCUGAAAAUUCAUUUCUACCACAAGGAGGUCCUGAAUACACUGGGUAAUUUGAUCGGACGCACGAUCAAGCUCAACUACCACACCCUCACCCAACAGAGGGCAAAAUUCGCACGACUGGCAGUGGAGGUCGAUGUCUCCAGGCCCCUUGUUCCAAGAAUCUGGCUAGACGAUGACUGUCAACCCGUGGAAUACGAGAAUCUACCCGUCGUUUGUUUCGAGUGCGGAAAAAUUGGCCAUUCUUCGGCUACUUGCCCCCUACUCUGGUCAGCCUUGAUAUGA
Molecule: messenger RNA, 306 nt
Organism: Linum trigynum
Lineage: Eukaryota; Viridiplantae; Streptophyta; Magnoliopsida; Malpighiales; Linaceae
Source: the annotation of a GenBank genome assembly